Larimichthys crocea (large yellow croaker) is the source of this 5688-nucleotide messenger RNA. It is a transcript of the gene ttll7, whose product is annotated as tubulin tyrosine ligase-like family, member 7. Gene Ontology annotation, molecular function: tubulin binding; tubulin-glutamic acid ligase activity. The transcript has 22 exons. Gene Ontology annotation, biological process: protein polyglutamylation; microtubule cytoskeleton organization. Gene Ontology annotation, cellular component: ciliary basal body. The record is from RefSeq and is a predicted model, not a curated record. NCBI's taxonomy places the organism in Eukaryota, Metazoa, Chordata, Actinopteri, Sciaenidae. The coding region runs from base 768 to 3560 and encodes 930 amino acids.
CCAUGGACUCGCUCCAGCACUCAUAGCACACAAGAGGUCUAACAAGAAACUGAUUUUAUGUGUGUGUGUCAACCAACGCCAGCCUUUAGUAGUAAUGCCAUUACACACCAUAAACACUGGUAUAAUCUCGAAAAUAAUCUGGACGGUUUCUUUUUUUUUAAAUAUUUUUUUAAUAGGGACACCCCCUCCCCUCCUAGUUGUCUCCAUUAGUAACGGCGGCUGUGUCGUCCGGAUGAAACCCGCAAAAGAGCUGCCAGUGCCCGGGAUGAAUAAGUCCACAGUUGGCGUCCUGAAAGCUUUGGAUUAAUAUAGGAUAUUCGCUGCAGUGCCUACAAUAUUCAAGUGAUUAGGCUCGGUUGCUAUUUGACACCUUUUAAAGUGAGGGAACGCUGUAAAUACAGGCAUUCCUAUCCACCCCCCUGCCUCCUUAUCUCCUCUCGGGGUUGUAAAUAAGCUGGGGCUGUGUAGACCCUUGAGAGGCCCUCUACCUCCCACACUUCCCCACCGCUGCUACCCCCUUCCUAACUCUCCAGCCCACUCAGACUGUGCUGCUGCUCUUCAUGCUGCUGAAAAGCGCCAGGGAGAUGCUCAGAUGAUCCAUUGGGCCAUCCUGAACCACACCGUCCAAACAGCCAGAGACAGGGAAGACUAACUAGUGCGAGUGUGAGAGAGCCCUUGGAGGGUGCUGUGAGUACCCUGCGAGGCCCACCCGCCCGCCAAGCCUGGCAGAAAGCUUGGCUUGCCCCUUCACUCCACCAGCCCCUGCGAUGCCCUCCCCUCCCAAUGAAGGAGAGGAUCAAGGAGCGUCCCCCGUGAACGGGCCAUCUGUGGGCUCCUAUCAGAGCAGUGGGAAGAGGAAGGUGCGCACCAAAAAGAAGAAAGGCAGUAUCGCCGCCAAUGUCGCCGGCACCAAAUAUGAGAUUGUUCGCAUAGUAAUCAGCGAGAUGGACUUCAUCAAGACUCGGGAUGAAGAUGAGACUGCCAACCUCAUUUGGAAUGACUCGGCCGUGCAGCACGAGAAAAUCGCUGAGCUCAGGAAUUAUCAGAGAAUUAACCAUUUCCCUGGCAUGGGCGAAAUCUGCCGAAAAGACUGCCUAGCAAGAAACAUGUCCAAAAUGAUCAAGUGCCAGCCCCAAGAGUACAGCUUCAUACCCAAAACCUGGAUCUUCCCUGCCGAGUACACUCAGUUCCAGAACUACGUCAAGGAACUACGCAGGAAACGCAAGCAGAAGACCUUUAUCGUCAAACCUGCCAACGGUGCCAUGGGUCACGGGAUCUCGCUUAUCCGUAACUGUGAGAAGCUGCCAGCCCAGGAGCACUUUAUCGUUCAGGAGUACCUGGACAAGCCCUUCCUGAUGGAGGGCUACAAGUUUGACCUGCGCAUCUACAUCCUUGUCACUUCCUGCGACCCGCUUCGCAUUUUUCUCUACAACGACGGCCUGGUUCGAAUGGGCACCGAGAAAUACCACGCACCCAGCGAGGCCAACCUGAGCCAGCUCUACAUGCAUCUGACCAACUAUUCAGUCAACAAACACAAUGAGAACUUUGAGCGAGACGAAACAGUGGACAAAGGCAGCAAGAGGUCCAUCAGCUGGUUCACCGAGUUCCUCCGCACCAAUGACUACGACGUGGCCAAGUUCUGGGGAGACGUCUCUGAACUGGUGGUGAAGACGUUAAUAGUAGCCGAGCCACACGUGCUGCACGCCUAUCGCAUGUGUCGCCCCGGCCAGCCACCAGGGAGCGACAGUGUCUGCUUUGAGGUCCUGGGCUUUGACAUCAUCCUGGACCGCAAACUCAAACCCUGGCUAUUGGAGAUCAAUCGAGCUCCGAGCUUUGGGACCGAUCAGAAGAUUGAUUACGACGUAAAGAGAGGGGUGCUGCUCAAUGCGCUCAAACUCCUCAACAUUCGUGCCAGUGAUAAGAAACGAAACCUGGCCCAGCAGAAGGCAGAGGCUCAGAGACGGCUCUAUGGACACGGCUCCAUGAAGAAACUCUCUGCUGCUUCCUCGGACUGGGAGAAACAACGUCACACACUGGAGCGAAGGAGAGAAGAGCUGAAAGAGCGACUGGCACAGGUCCGCAAGCAGAUCUCCAGGGAGGAGCAUGAAAAGCAACAUCUGGGCAACUACAGACGUAUUUACCCCCCAGACGACAAGCUGCUGUUGGAGAAGUAUGAAAGCCUGCUCUCGGCCGCCUUUCAGACCUUCCUUGCCGGGCGAGCUGCCUCACUUCAAAAGGAAAUGAAUAAUCCUCUGAAACGAAUGAAGGAGGAGGACAUCUUGGAUCUGCUGGAGCAAUGUGAACUGGACGACGAGAAGCUAAUGGGCAAGUCCUCCAGGCAACGAGGCCCUAAGCCCUUGACCGCCAUGCCAGAAUGCAGUCAGACACCAAGACGCCAACGCCCCGACUACCUGGCUGACUUCACCAGCGGCAGCAGCGCCGAUAACUCCUGCUCCUCCUCGGACGAUGAAGAGGAGGACAGGAGGAAAGCAGGAGGAGGAGGAAGGGGCAUAGAGAAGAGGGAGAAGAAAGUUUCCUACGACCUUGGGGAUAGCAAGGAGAAGAACAUGGCGGAGCGCUCAGGCCGCAUCCACUGGAAACCUCCAGUCAAGUCGUCCAAAACGGGCUCCACCUCGUCUGCUUCCCCAACUCUUUCUGGUCCAAUCAGGCGCUCCAUCUCCUGCCCUCGCUCAAUCGCCUCCCUCUCAUCGCCCAGUGAGGUGCGGGUUGUAUCCACGAGGCCUUCUCCUACAGUACCCAUGGCCACACCCCUCGUCAGACCGAGCUCCGCCACGCUGCGCUCUCAUUCGCUGAGUCGCAGCGGCUCCGCCCACCGCGUGCCUCACAGCAACAGCCUCGGGACCAUCCAUUCCCACAUAGGUGACCCCCUGAUAAACCUGAGGAGUAAAGAGCAGGAGGCUGAGCUGGUGCGUCAGACUCUGGCUGCGCUCACCGCCAUGAGGAUCAGGUUUCCAGGCAAAACCGAGGAAGAAGCUGAGUCUGUGCUGGAUGAGAUCCUCGACAACUGGAAAUACCAUAAAUCAAAGGUGGCCUCCUAUUGGCUAGUGAAGUUGGACUCUACCAAACAACGGAAGGUGUUGGAUAUUGUACGUACAAAUGUACGCUCAGCACUGCAGCGAAUAUGGAGGGAGCCAGACGUAGAGAGUCUCCACCUCUACCGACUCUUUAACCGAGUCUUCAACAGGCUGCUCUGGAGUCAUGGCCAGGGACUGUGGCACUGCUUCUCCAACACUGGCUCAUCGUGGGAGACCAUCUUCAGUAAGAGCAGCGAGGUGGUGUCACCCCAGGAGCUGCAGUGCUGCCGCCGGCUGGUCCAGCUGUGCCGAGACUGCCUGUUGGUCGUCUACAAGUUUGUCUCAGAGUCCCGCGGCUCUUUGACCGGACUCAGCCCCGAAUGGGACGACACCAGCUUACCAUUUGCUGCUGGACCAGUCUCUACCCAUGGCACCACCCCUGCUGCUGUCGCUGCCGCUUCUUCCUCCUCUUCCUCCGUCUCUUCGCCUCUUGAUUCAGGUCUCAGCUCGGUUCAGUUCUGCUGACCACCUCUCCCCCCCCCCCCCCUCUAAUCACACCGUCCCCUGUUCCCUACUCUCCGCUGCUCCCACCACCUCGCAGCUGCAACUAAGGCUUGAUUUCCACCUGCUUAACGAUGGUUGCUUUAGCUGUACAACCAACAGUCUAGCAGUGUCUCCUCUCCUUUCCCUCAGUAAUCGUCAGAUAAAUGACAUUUGGAUUGACUGAACUGAUGUGUUUCAAAAUGAUGAUGAUUAUUUUUGGCCCAAAGUGUUAAAAAAAAAAAAUACGGGGAAAGAAGGAGAUAGGAGAAGGAAGACUGUUUGGAGCGCUGUUUGUCAACACUGCAACCAUUCGCAACCAGCUUGCCGUACAUCACCAGCUAAUCACUCGGCUGCCACAUGCUAAACUAUGCCUUUCACUCAAUGCUCUCUCUCAAGAGCAUCUUACCCGGAGUGCAUUUUCAGUACAAGUGGCCUCAGUGGGAGCUGAGCGCCUCACCUGCGCCGCCAUGAGCAACCUAAGCACCGCUCUCUUCUUGUCUCAAGAAGACAGAAAGUGGCUCGGCUUUUGCAUCGUGUGCUUUGCAGUCUCACAAACACCAAACGGUUCACAUCUCUCCAUCAGGCAUGCAGGGAACAGUCACAACCCACCUCCACUUCAGAUAGCUGAGAAGCAAUUAGUAUUAUUUUCUCAUUGAUGCAUACGCUUUUAUAUCAGAGGGUAAACUGUGUGUGUGUGAGUGUGUGUGUGCGUGUGCAUGCACAUGUCAUGCGACUGUUAUGCAACUAUCACCCGUCUCUCUUCGGUGUCUCGCACUCAGCUGGCCUCUAUUUCUAUCGAGGUGCGUUCACAUCCAACUGACAGGUUGGUUCACAUUUGUUAAGCCUGUUGUUUUGAAAUAAUACUCACAUGCCCAGAUGUACGUUCAAACUGUUUUCUGGUUGUCCAUGCUGGCUGUGAGGAGAUCCCUUCCCAAGACUUCCAGAGUAAGAGAUGGGGGACUCCACAGUCCACAGUCUUUGUUCACUAAAAAGGGAAUUCUUAAUACUGUCUUCUCAUUGUCUAGGGAGACACAAAGAGGGUAUUUCAGACUAAAAAGACUAGCUUUGGAAGACACCAGCUUGAUUUGUCUAACUCAGGCGGUGGGAGCUAAAUAAUGCAUUUCUGAAUUGUGGAUUCUGCCUAUUAUUAGAACAGUAAUAAUAGAGUAACAAUUACUGUAACCAGCAACCUUAAAUGCACGUAUGGACAUGUGAGUAUUGUUUUGACGCAUGCUAGAACAAAAAUGUGAACCCAUCCAUGAGUGCAAACUUGUCAAUAAAUCCUAAUAAUACAAAAUAAUUAGGUUUAGGUUUAACUGACAAAAGAGUAACUAGUGGGUCAAGAACUAAUUCAUAGAAGAUUACUUUUAAUUCAAUCCAAAGCUGAAGACUAAGAAAUGUGAAAUAUCCUGUGAAAUGUACCAGCCAGUGAUCGGCCGAGUUCUGAAGUGGACAGAUGAGGAAAUAGUUUCAGCAUUUCUGUUGAGUUUCCCUACUUCAAUCUGUAAUCCAACACGAAAAAUACAAACUAAAAUGAUAUGUCAACAUCAGAAACGAAGGCAAACUUGGCUGAGCACUGUUUCCUGUGCAAGUACCCACAUAUCCACAACACAUACACUUGAAGAGCUCUUGCCAGCCUUUGGCACAUGUCAAAGUGGGUCUGUUAGCCGGGGUCUUUGGGGUCUCCAUUGUUGACCACACCUGCCCGCUCUUGUUCAAGCAUCCUUCCUCGGUGGAGUGCUCUGAUCAGGUGUGUCAACAGCCUCAUGGGUCUUAGAAAAGUCCUUCAGUCCGCGUGGGCAGAUGAGAGGAAGUAGCCAAAUAGCUCCACUAAUCACUUUCUUGUUAAGCCUGGAAAUAACUGUCUCUACCCAAAGACAAUUUUUCCAUGAUGACAAAAGUUUCAGCUUUUAUUAACAUUCAUCUGUCUGAAAAGUGUGGCAGUAAUUAGGGUUAAUUGGGGUGUAGAGCUGAAUGUGGGCUGCAGAUAACCUUCAAGCCUCUUUGUACCUCUUGGUUUAGGAUUGCGUCAGCUAUCGUAGCAGUCCUCCCUUCCAUCCUUAGUCAUGGCGUUUCGUCUCGUUUGGCCUGCUCUUAAUUCACUGUGGCA